AUGUGCAAUAGUAAGACCUAUUUUUUGUUCUCGAUACUAACUAUCUUACGGAAAUCUCGAUCAAGUGUGACUACUACUAUUCCAAAUGAAACGCAGUCGGAUGGAUCGUUUCAGUAUGAAACGGACAACGAUGACAAAAAGUUUGAAGGUUAUAUUGUAGGAGGACAGAACGCUAGAAUAAAAGAUUUUCCCCAUUCGGCAUUUUUGGCGAUAAAAUGCCAGAAGGUAGACUACGUUCAUUUCACUUGCGGGGCGUCGAUCUUAAACCAAGUGAUAUUGUUGACUGCAGCACAUUGUUUCGAGGAUUGCGAAGCUGGCACCAAAGUGUUAGCAUCAGUGGGCGACCGAAGAAAAUCAAAAGGAACCAUUUACAUAAUUGGACAGUUUGCCACACAUGAAGAAUACAGUGCACGUAUAAUGAAAAACGACAUUGCCUUGGCUGUUCUGACGGAACCUUUGGUGUUCAGUAGUACAGUGAAGAGGGUCUUGUUGUCACGCUUUGAAAUCUACAACAAACCUGCUCAGGUGGCUGGAUGGGGUGUCACAAAUGAUACAUCACAUACACAAACGCUAUACUUAAAGUGGACACGCCAAGUAGUGCUGUCGCCAAGAAAAUGUCUGAUUUUAGUGCCGAAAUUGAGCAAUGGUUACAUUUGCGCUUCGGGGGAUGUGAAACAUGAUAAGGAUUACGGUUACGCUGCAGUAGGCGACUCAGGCAGCGCUUUAGUCGUCAAAGGUUUUAUCCAGAUUGGCAUAGUGUCCUAUAAGAUAUCAAGGCUCUCCAAUAGUCUCGUCCUCUACACCGAUGUGACAAAAUACAUUCGCUGGAUCACAAGCGCAUCUAAACAACUUUACUGCCGUCAGUUUAAAUUUACUUAA
Hyposmocoma kahamanoa is the source of this 879-nucleotide messenger RNA. RefSeq names its product trypsin alpha-like. The transcript has 3 exons. The coding region runs from base 1 to 879 and encodes 292 amino acids. Gene Ontology annotation, biological process: proteolysis. Lineage: Eukaryota; Metazoa; Arthropoda; Insecta; Lepidoptera; Cosmopterigidae. Gene Ontology annotation, molecular function: serine-type endopeptidase activity. The record is from RefSeq and is a predicted model, not a curated record.